Messenger RNA from Peromyscus leucopus (white-footed mouse), 2280 nucleotides. RefSeq lists its product as uncharacterized. Gene Ontology annotation, biological process: cell adhesion; bicellular tight junction assembly. Gene Ontology annotation, cellular component: bicellular tight junction; plasma membrane. The transcript has 3 exons. Gene Ontology annotation, molecular function: structural molecule activity. The record is from RefSeq and is a predicted model, not a curated record. Bases 1464 to 2165 code for a protein of 233 amino acids. Lineage: Eukaryota; Metazoa; Chordata; Mammalia; Rodentia; Cricetidae.
AUUAAUAAGGUGGCUGCAAACUUAUGGAAGACUCUGGUUGUCUGAUGUUACUGUCCCUAGUGUAUAUCUGUCUCAGCAGAUUUCCACUUGGCUAACAGAUACCAUCCAAGCAUCAGUUGCUGACUACAACACACUCCAAAUGACUGCAAGUCCUGGACUUGCUAAAAGGUGAUGUGGACCAGUCCAGCCAAUGCAAAUGCUCCCUGUCUCUUUUUCUGAGUCAGUGAACCAGAUGCUUCUGAUGAAUGACCCAUUGCCUGAAUUCCCUCCUUGCCUUUGACUACUAUUCAGCCUUUCUGAGCCCUGACAACAAUGUCCUACUUUCAGCCUGAAGUAGUUACAAAAGAGAGUACAUCACCCCUUGUCCCCUAAUGGGCUAGAAUGUUAAAUCAAAAGGAAACUCCUUGGCACAGGGGGAAAAUAGCUACAUAUAAUGUCUAUUGGCAUACCAGGAAAGGUACCUAUUAAAACCAAGUAGACUCAGAUCUAUCAACAGGAAGAUUCAAUUAGAUGAAAUAGUAUAUAAUAUGAUAGGGCACUCAACCUGCUCUAUGUAAAACAGAGAGGUUAUUAUAUAGCUUUAAGUGGAAAUUGCUGUUUCUAUAUAAACCACUCAGGAAUUAUUAGAAAUAAUCUGGCUGUACUUGAAAAAAAAUCAUUGCAAAAAAUGAGACCUGAGAUGAAGUAAAUAACUGGUUCCCAUUCUCAUUUCCGGGUUCCUUCUAGAUAGUAACUCUGAUGUAAGCCAUCACAGGGCCUUUGGCCCUUCUGCUUAUGCUAAUUGCUGUUGGCUCUUGCAUCACUGAUGCUUUAACUAAAUUAUAAUUCCUGUCUGGGUGCCAUUAAGCUGAUGUCUAUUGGAUCCAAAUAUAAACAGGUACCCAUCACAGAGUCAAGGAUUUGACUCAGGAUACAACUAUAGGGGAGAAUGUGAGAGCCAAAGUUACAGUUCAAGUUUUAAUUACUAUGCCUAAGAGAUUCACGAAACAAAAAUUUCUCUGAUCUGGAAGCCUCUUGCUCAAGAACAGAUAGUUCUUCAAAUGCUGGUGGCUACAUGCCACAUGUUUUUCACUCCCCUAAACAAGUUUGUUUGACCCAUCUGCACCAGAUGUACUUGAUUGCAUUGUGAUCCAGAGGUUCACAGGCAGAAAAUAUGUCAGGAUGUAUGCUUGUCCUUGAUUGGGUGUAGGCUGCAGGUACAUCAGGAUGUAUGCUUACCCCUGAUUGGACCUUGUGAUGAUAUUGUGUUUGUGAUCUAACAAAUAAAGCUUGCCUGAAGAUCAGAGUGCAGAGCUAAGCCUCCAGUUAUCCAUAGAAGCCAAGCAGCGGUGGCACACACCUACAAUCCAGCACUUGGGAGGCAGAGGCAGACAGAUUUCUGUACUUCCCUCUUCAUGUGAAACCCUCUAUGGUCAACAUUCCCUGCUACUUUGUAGUGCAUUUGUAGUUCUGCCACCUUCCAAAUGGAUCGCUUCACCUACAUAACAAAAAGAUUUGGUGUAGUGAAGGAAUGGAUCUUCAGACUGACUGGCUUCCUUUGCAGCCUUUUAUCUCUGGUGUUUGGAAUAGUCCUCUUAAGCAGCCGGUACUGGCGCCUCUGGGAAUUCGAUAAUAAGGUGGUUAAACUUGUGUACAUUGGACUCUGGAAAGCUUAUUACCAUCAGGAGUUUAACAUCUCUGGCUCUGUGACCAGUGUUCUGGUGCACAGCCCUGUCAACUUGGAUUGGACCAUUUCACCUGAAUUUCGGUAUGCACAGAACCUGAUAAUAGUGUCAAUUUUGAUAAAACCUUUUGUCCUGGUUUUCAACUCAGUGGCCAUUAGAAUCAACAUUAUCAAAGCUUCAAUCCCUAAGGUUCAGAUACUCUGCUACAAGUGCUGUGUCUUAAUUCUGCUUCUCAGCAGCCUUUGCACAACUCUUUCUGUGACCUGGAACCAGGCAGAAGAUCUUCAUGGUGAAACCACUCUUGACUUUCCACCCACCUUUCCUGUUAGGAAAGAAGAUCUGAUAAAGAAACACCACACUCAUGUGUUCCCCAUAGGGGUCCUGACAGCCACCCUGUCACUCUUUGCCAUGAUUAUGUUCCUCUUUGAAAUCAGGUCAUUGGAACAACAGAUUAAGCUGAAGGCCUAUCGUGCUUCCAAGCAGGCCCAUCAAAAUGUCUGAAAUGAGAGCUCUGCUGUUUUCAAAAUAUGCCAAGAGAAUGCUUAAAGAUAUUUCCCAUUCACACACAAUACUCAUGUAAUCAUCAACUCGCUCCAAAUAAAACAUCAACCUGGUU